AUGGCGAAGAAAAAGAAGGCCCAGCAGUCAGAAGAAACUGGCGGGACCAACGGCACCCUCCCGCCGCCAACGCAGAUUCCCGCAUCUCCUUCCAUAGCUUCCUCGGCCGCUUCCAAAACCUCCGCCAGCAAGACUGAAGCUCCGGAGCCGCCAAUCUCGUCGCUGGUCAUAUGCCGAAACAAACACUGGCGAUACAUAUCGUCUUUUCAUGGGCCAUGGCUCCAGUUACCUCCCGAAGUCCUCGAGUCCCUCGCCCACAGCAACUACAUGUCCCCGCGUCCCCAUCCCAUAGACCCUGCCGUGUUCUACGACCUUGUUAAAAUCCGCAAAGCCGUCGACGAAGCCACCAACCUUGCCGUACGCGCUACCAGCGGGUUGACCUCCGCAGCCCUCAGUAACUCGCUCAAUGCCGGAAACGGGAUGAUGGGAGGCGCGGCAGCGUUAGGCCUGGGCUAUGGCGGAGGCGGGGGCAACAUGAAGUUGAGCAAGGAGAGGAAAUACCGGAUGCGGGAGCUGGCAACGACCAAGCUCUCACACGCCUAUCACCUGGACGAGAUUGCUGCCAGUGUUGCAACCAUGCAGUCCGCAUCGACGCUGGAAGACGUCGCGCAUCUGGUGCUCCAGCGCAAUCCCAACGACCCUGAGGCCAAGUACGUCCACUUCUUCCAUGAGAAGAUUCCCUCCCGGAUGAUGGCGCAGUACACUCCGCUGGACCCGCUCAACGAGAUAAUAGCGGAGAGGUCGAAUGAUGGAUCGCCUUACCGCACUCGCGCUCUCGCACGGAUAUUCAAGGAUGACUACCUCGGCGCCGCGCGGGACUUGACUGAGGGAUUGGCAGUUGCGCGGAUGUUGAUGGCGCAACAUAGAGCCGGCAGAGAUCAACUUGUACUAGCAUCCAAAGCUCGGGAGGAGGCGGAGCGGCGGUAUGGCCAUGGCAACUGGAAAGAUGAAAUCAAGAUCCCUGAGGAGGACCAGCCAAGUAGCCUCGAGACACAGCUGCUGUUCCACCGCGCCGGCAUCUACUUCGCCAUUGCGUGUCAGCAUGUGAAUGAGGCACUGGAUGGGCUCAAGGAAGCAGAAGAGGCGAAGAGACAAGCCAACGGCGCGUCAAACGGCGAGAAUGGCGAGCCACACGAACCACCACCGCUCAGUGCUGCCGAUAGGGAAGCGCAUCGCAAGCGGCUCGAAGCACGGAAAACAGUGAAGACGAUGGCUCGCCGCGCAUUACGGGACUACAUGGCCUUCCUCGCUCACUUCGACUACACGCCUGGCCUUCCCUCCCAGCUCGCCGAGGAGUUCAUCCGUCGCGUCGCUGAUGUCGCGACUGGUCCUGCUGCGUCCAAAGCACCACACACACGGCGAAUGCUCGAAUCCAUGAACCUCACCAACGACAUCAACGACACCAACGGUGUCAACGGCACCAACGCGAACGGUCACGCCUCCGAUGCUCUCGUACGGUACUCCAACCCUAAAAGCACCGAACAAACGUCCAACACCUGGCCCAAGUUUCCCCCGCCAGAGAUCUACAAAGUCUCCGACCUCUUCCAGCCGAACCCAUUACCCUUUCUCCCACCCUACCCACCACCCCUUACAUCUCUCCAACAAAACGGCCACGCUCCUCCUCCGCAGUCAGCGAUCGCCUCCGCCCUAGCCGACUCCCACGAGGCAAUAACCUACCACCCCCUCCUAACCGACGCCCUCCACAGCCUGCUUCUGUGCCACUCUCUCUUACAAACCCCACCCAAAGAACUCUUACGACAUGCCCACAACGCUGCUCGUCUAGCACGGGUCUGCGACGGAUACCCCAUCUUCCUCGCCGCGCGGAGCCCGGCCCGCGCUGACUGGAUCGAGGUCCUGCGGCGCGCUGGGAACUGGAUCGGGGUCUUGCAGAGCUGGGAGGUGCUGUGUCGGCCCGCGCCGUUGCCGGGGCACGGUGCCCAGCCCGGCGAGGCGGUUGUGAAAAAUGGGAAGGCCGCCGCACCCACCGGCCCGAAACCGGAGACAGAGGCCCAAAAGCGCGAGCGCCAGAAACACGAAGCGAUUCUCGAAGCCCUAGCCGACGAGCGCGUAGUCGACGAAGAAUCGUUCCAGCGUGCCGUCCGUGCACGCGAGCGGCGUAACCGCGAGGACGAGGAGCUAGAUGCGCGCAUGGCUUCCCAGAACACCACCAAAAAAGGCGAGAACGGUGAAGCCUUGCCUCCGCAGCCAAAGCGCUGGGCCCAGGAAGACGGGAAGGAGUAUCCCAUCACUACUGAGCGGGCGGAGGCGAUUGCGCGGUGGGUCAGGGAGGCGCCGCUUAGUGUUGAGGGUGCGAAGAAGGGGGGAAGGAAGAAGGGGAGGGCGGUAGGAGCCGGGAGAAAGGGGAGGGAGAGCCUUGGGGUGGAUAGCCCGUUGGCGGGGAGUGUGGGGGAGCUUAGUCAGUUGAGCUUGGAGGAUGUGGGGGAUGGGAGGUUGGAAGAGGAGGUUGAUGAGUAG
Molecule: messenger RNA, 2475 nt
Organism: Coniosporium apollinis CBS 100218
Lineage: Eukaryota; Fungi; Ascomycota; Dothideomycetes
Exons: 2
Coding region: 1-2475 (824 amino acids)
Source: RefSeq, a predicted model, not a curated record